Fusarium tjaetaba is the source of this 1623-nucleotide messenger RNA. RefSeq names its product beta (1-3) glucanosyltransferase gel3p. The record is from RefSeq and is a predicted model, not a curated record. Gene Ontology annotation, biological process: fungal-type cell wall (1->3)-beta-D-glucan biosynthetic process. The coding region runs from base 1 to 1623 and encodes 540 amino acids. The transcript is spliced from 2 exons. Gene Ontology annotation, cellular component: cytoplasm; fungal-type cell wall. Lineage: Eukaryota; Fungi; Ascomycota; Sordariomycetes; Hypocreales; Nectriaceae. Gene Ontology annotation, molecular function: 1,3-beta-glucanosyltransferase activity.
AUGAAGUUUUCCGCUGCCAUUGUCGCUGCCGCGGCCACGGCUGCCAGCGCCAAGCUGGAGCCCAUCACCAUGAAGGGAUCCAAGCUCUUCUACUCCAACGGAACUCAGUUCUUCAUGAAGGGUGUUGCUUACCAACAGGAUACUGCUGCCGCUGGUCAGACCAACACCAAGGAGACCAAGUACAUCGAUCCUCUCGCCGAUGAGGCAGCUUGCAAGCGUGAUAUCCCUCUCCUCAAGCAGCUCGGUACCAACAUCAUCCGAACUUACGCCAUCGACCCCACGGCCGACCACAAGGCCUGCAUGAAGCUGCUCGACGAUGCUGGAAUCUACGUCAUCUCUGAUCUUUCUGAGCCCAGCGUCUCGAUCAACCGUGAUGACCCCAAGUGGGAUGUUGAGCUGUAUGAGCGCUACAUCGGAGUCGUCGAUGAGCUUGGUCAGUACGACAACGUCGUCGGUUUCUUUGCCGGUAACGAGGUCUCCAACAACGUCUCCAACACACAGGCUUCUGCUUUCGUCAAGGCCGCCGUCCGUGACACAAAGAAGCACAUCAAGAGCAAGUUCUCCCGCUGGCUCGGUGUCGGUUACGCCUCCAACGAUGAUGUGGAUAUUCGUGAGCAGAUUGCCGACUACUUCAACUGCGGUGAGGACGACUCCCGCAUCGACUACUGGGGUUACAACAUCUACUCUUGGUGCGGUAAGAGCAGUAUGGAGGACUCUGGUUACACUGACCAGGCCAAGUUCUUCGAGAACUACUCUGUCCCCGUCUUCUUUGCUGAGUAUGGUUGCAACGAGCCCGAUGGUGCUGCUGGCCGUAUUUUCGAUGAGACCACCGCUCUUUACGACGAGAAGGUCAUGACUGAAGUCUUCAGCGGUGGUAUCGUCUACAUGUACUUCCAGGAGGCCAACGACUACGGUCUCGUCAAGAUCAACAAGAACGAUGAUGCUGUCAAGCUCAAGGACUUUUCCGCACUCCAAAGCAAGGUCAACGCUGCCAAGCCUACCGGUGUCGAGGAGGAUAGCUACAAGCCCACUGGCAAGGCUGCCACCUGCCCUGAGCAGUCCAAGAACUGGAAGGCCAACAGCGUCCUUCCCCCUGUCCCUGACUCCGACCUCUGCGACUGCAUGGUCAAGAGCCGAAGCUGUGUCCCUGCUGAUAACCUGAAGGCUAAGGACUUUAACGAUAUCUUUGGUUACAUCUGCGGCGAGGACAAGAAGAUCUGCACUGCCAUCAACGCCAACGCCACUGCCGGUAUCUAUGGUGCCUACAGCAUGUGCUCCGACGAGGCCAAGCUUGCUUACAUCCUCGACGCCUACUACGUCUCCCAGAAGUCCGCUGCCAGUGCUUGCGACUUCAACGGCAAGGCCACCACCCAGAAGGCCGAGAGCCAGUCCUCUUGCUCGUCUGCUCUCGCCUCCGCCAGCAAGAUCAACGAGGAGGUUGCCACUGCCACCCACGCCGUCGCCUCCGAAUCCACCGGUGGAACCAACAGCAGCAGCGAGGACGACGAGAACUUUGGUCUCCAGACUGCCUCCAUCGCCCGCGUCUUCUCCCUCGGUGACUUUGCCGUCGGCGCCUACAUGGCCGUCGCCGGUAUUGUCGGUGCCGGUAUGGUCCUUCUGUAA